This is a messenger RNA of Biomphalaria glabrata, 1449 nucleotides long. Its product is annotated as 26S proteasome non-ATPase regulatory subunit 4-like. Gene Ontology annotation, biological process: proteasome-mediated ubiquitin-dependent protein catabolic process. The transcript has 11 exons. NCBI's taxonomy places the organism in Eukaryota, Metazoa, Mollusca, Gastropoda, Planorbidae. The record is from RefSeq and is a predicted model, not a curated record. Gene Ontology annotation, molecular function: polyubiquitin modification-dependent protein binding. Gene Ontology annotation, cellular component: proteasome regulatory particle, base subcomplex; nucleus; cytosol. The coding region runs from base 73 to 1287 and encodes 404 amino acids.
UAAACUAUGCAUAUAUCUCGACACCUAGAAAUCUAGAUCUUGACAAGGGUGUAGCUAUGAUGUUUUUAACGUAUGCAUUGCACGUUACAACUUUUCUCCGUGACUAUCUUAAGAGAAUCCAAAAUGGUGCUGGAAAGUACAAUAAUAUGCGUUGAUAACAGCGAUUAUAUGCGCAAUGGUGACUUUGUUCCCACUCGCAUGCAAGCUCAACAGGAUGCAGUCAACCUUGUUUGUAUGUCCAAAACACGAUCUAAUCCAGAAAAUAAUGUUGGGCUUUUAAAAAUGGCUCAGGCUGAAGUAUUAGUCACUUUAACUUCGGAUGUUGGUAGAAUUCUUGCCAAACUACAUCAAGUUCAGCCUUGCGGAGAAAUUAAUUUUUUAACUGCUGUCAGGGUGGCUCAUCUGGCAUUAAAACACAGACAAGGUCGUAACCAUAAACUUAGAAUAGUUGUUUUUGUUGGAAGCCCCAUUCAACUGGACGAAAAAGAGUUAGUGAAAGUAGCAAAAAGACUCAAAAAGGAGAAAGUCAAUGUUGAUGUAGUAAACUUUGGUGAAGAGAGUAUAAAUACAGAUAAAUUAACAGCAUUUGUGAAUGCUAUCAAUGGUAAAGAUGGCACCAGCUCUCACUUGGUGACCGUACCACCUGGACCAAUGUUGUCUGAUGCGCUUUUAUCUUCCCCUGUAAUAGUCGGAGAGGAUGGUACAGGUGCUAACAUGACAGGUGCUGGAUUCGAAUUUGGUGUUGAUCCUAAUGAAGAUCCUGAGUUGGCAUUGGCUUUAAGAGUGUCAAUGGAAGAGCAAAGAGCUCGUCAAGAACGAGAACUUAGAGAAAAUACAGGAACAACUGUUGGAGAAUCUGGAGCUUUAUCCGCUGCCUCUGUGGAUGAGGAAAUGCUAGAGAGAGCACUAGGAGCUUCCUUAAACCCGGAUGAAUCCUUGCCACAAUCUACCAACCCAACACCUCAAGCUGUGGAUUUUGCCUCAAUGUCUGAAGAAGAGCAAGUAGCUUAUGCUGUGAGACUUUCAAUGGAAAAUACAGGUGGAACAAGUAACUUAAAGGAGACGUCUCCUGCUCCUAUGGAAACCGAUAUUGCUGGGGAAUCUGUAUUAUCUGAUAAAAAGGAAGAUGAAGAAGAUUACUCUGAGGUAAUGAAUGAUCCAGAUUUUUUACAAAAUGUUUUCCAAAACUUACCGGGUGUGGAUCCCAAUAGUGAAGUCAUACAAAGUGCAAUGAGUAACCUUCUUAAAGAUACCAAAAAAGAUGACAAAAAAGAGGAUAAAAAGUGAUUUAUUGGCUAGUAGUGACUGGUACAGUCAGUUAUUUCACUCACUGCAAGAAUACCAGAAACAUGGAAUUCCAGAAAUAUGGAAUACCAGCUUCUAGGUCUGAACUAGAAUCUGUUUUCUUUUUUUAUUUAAAUUUGAAAUUAAAAAAUAUUCAAACAAAAA